UUUAGAAAGAUAGUCACAAUAAAAACACAUUUUUCUAGUAUUAAUUGCAGAAUAGAUUUAUAAUUUUCGUUGACAUAAAUUGAUAAAGAUAUAAACAAAAAUCCGGGAAACAGAUUGUGUAAAGCUUGAUAACAAAGACUGACAAUAGUAAAAACCAAAUAUUUACAACUAAUAUUCCCAAUCCUUCACAAUUGCUAGUCUAGUCAUGUGCACCGGCUCCUCGAGCAAUGCGGCCGCUGAUUCAUCGGGUAAACAAGAGGAAUCAUCAAGUACAAAUUCAACUACUGAACAACAUCAGGACGCUAUGGUUCCAAAAGAGGACAUUAUCGACUUGAGCGAAUACGGUGUUAACUUUAAGAUUUUAGAAAGGAACUCACAAGUAGCAGAGUUGUUGACCAUUAUAAGGGACAAAAAUACAACAAGGAGUGAUUUUAAAUUUUAUGCAGAUCGACUUAUUCGUUUGGUCAUCGAAGAAUCUUUAAAUCAGUUGCCAUAUUCUGACUGUUGCGUUGAGACACCUACAGGCGCUAUAUAUGAAGGUCUUAAAUAUCGUUCAGGCAAUUGUGGCGUAUCCAUUAUACGUUCUGGCGAAGCAAUGGAGCAAGGGCUACGAGAUUGUUGUCGCUCAAUUAGAAUUGGAAAAAUACUUGUUGAAUCCGAUGCAGAUACGCAUGUCGCACGUGUUGUUUAUGCACGAUUUCCUGAUGAUAUAGCACGACGGCAAGUGCUGCUAAUGUAUCCUAUUAUGUCUACUGGAAACACAGUUUUACAAGCUGUUAACGUUUUGAAAGAACAUGGAGUUCGGGAAAGUUCUAUUAUUCUAUCUAAUUUAUUUUGCACUCCAGUGGCAGCGAAAACUGUAGUUGGUGCUUUUCCAAGGUUACAGAUUCUCACAUCUGAGCUACAUUCGGUCGCACCUAAUCAUUUUGGGCAAAAAUAUUUUGGCACUGAUUAAGUUAUUGCUUGUCGAAAAAGGACACUGUUUUUAAGAAUAUUUUAUGUGACAACUUUUUAUGUUAAGCAGCAUGUUCUAGAGUACUUAAUUUGAAAGGAGUAUUUCCAAGUGGAGGUGGAAGUAUUUCAUCGCGUUAUUAUCUCAUUACUCAUUGUUUGAAUAUUAUUUAGAACAAAUGAUCAAUAGAUAGAGGCGAACAGUUGGUUACAAAACGUACUUUAAACACACUACAAAUUAAAGCUUUUAUAUGCAUUAUUAAUUUUAUUAUAUUUUUUUAAGAAUCUGAUUAUAUCAACAUUUUUAUUGGUGAUUUCAUGAAUGAUAGAAUAUUCUGCCCUUCCUGGGAAAUCUGUUAUCAUUUGUGAAAACAAGCAAGUUGGAAAGCACCUUCCUUAAUUGUUUCGAAAUAUUUCUUACAACUAAAUUUGUAAAUAGACAAAAAUUUAAUAUUUUAUUUACAUAUGCAUUAUAUUUACUAUUAUUAUUUAUUUAUUGUAUCUGCAUGUUUUAUAUACACAUGCUCUAUUUUAAAUUCUAUUUAAAUAAAAUUU
Molecule: messenger RNA, 1506 nt
Organism: Teleopsis dalmanni
Lineage: Eukaryota; Metazoa; Arthropoda; Insecta; Diptera; Diopsidae
Gene: kri
Product: uracil phosphoribosyltransferase homolog
Exons: 5
Coding region: 206-955 (249 amino acids)
Source: RefSeq, a predicted model, not a curated record